This is a messenger RNA of Rotaria sp. Silwood1, 1719 nucleotides long. NCBI's taxonomy places the organism in Eukaryota, Metazoa, Rotifera, Eurotatoria, Philodinida, Philodinidae. The record is from the annotation of a GenBank genome assembly.
AUGUUAUCACCAUUCUCAUCAACAAAUAACAACAAUGAUUCAAAUAUUAUUGAUUUAUUAUAUAAAUUGUGUAAAGACAAUGAAAUAGAAAAAGUUCGAAGUCUUUUACCAUUUAUUGGCAAUAUAAAUAUUAUAAAUAGAAUUGAAAAUUCAACUGGUUCAACAUGUUUACAUGUCGCAUGUUAUUAUGGUCAUCGAGAAAUGGUAGAAAUGUUAUUGGAAUAUGGAGCUGUACAUUCCAUAAGAAAUAUACGAUAUAAUUUAACACCUUAUGAAGAAGCUCAAACAGAUGAUAUAAAACAAUUAAUUUUAGAACAUCAAAAAUUAUUUUCAAAUAAUGAUUAUGAUUAUAUUGAAUGGUCAGUAGUAGGCGAUGAUCUUCUUGGAAAACGUCGUGAAUUUCGUGAAGCUAUUGAUGUAUACAAAACUUAUGAUAAUCAUCAUUUAAUAUCAAAAUUAUUAGCUGAAGUUAUUCAUUAUUAUUUAAAUGAAUAUUUAGUAAAUCAAAUUAAUGAUACUGGUAAUCCCGAAGAUCAAAUAACUCGUAAGCAAAUUGAAACUAUUGAAACAUAUUUUAAAGAAGCUAUAGAAAAACAAGAUUAUUUAACAUAUUUUAUUAAAGCUUAUACAUUAACAAAUUUUUUUUAUAAAGUAUUAAAUAAAAAUUUAGCUCUAUAUAUAUUAGAAUAUUUUGAUGAAACAAAAACAUUUUCAUCAAAUUAUCGUCUUGUAAAUUGUCUUGUUCACAUUGUUACACUCUUAAUUUAUCAUCCAAAUUUACCACAAUAUCAAUAUCAAGGUAUAUGCUAUCGUGGUAUGAGAAUAACACAAAAUGAUUUAGAUCAAUAUCAAUUAAAUCAACAUAUAUUAAAUCGUGCAUUUUUAUCAACAUCUACAGAUCGUCAAGUAGCUGCAAUGUUUGCUGGUGAAGGUCAACAAUCUAAAAUGAGAUAUACUACAAAAGAUCAUUGUGCAUUACAAUAUUCAUGUUUAUGUCAAUAUUUAAUAAAACAAAAUUCAACAGCUAUAAAUGUAGAAAGUUUAUCAACAAGACCCGAUGAAAAAGAAGUUUUAAUUAUUCCGUUUUCUGUUUUUAAAGUAAUAGAAGUAAAACGAAAUUAUCUUGAUGAUUCAACAGCAUCAAUUUCAAUUGAAAUUGAAUUAGAAGAAUGUGAAGAUGUAAUUGAUAAUAAUAAAGAAUUAGAAAGUGAUAAAACAUCGAGAUCAUCAUCAUUAUCAUCAUAUGGUAAUGAUAUCAAAGAUACCGAAGACUGGAAUGCACGUCCUUAUCUAAAUCGUGACAUUUUAACAACAUUCCCAGUCACACAUGUUGUUAUAAGACAGUUGACAAAUGUGAUAUCAGUUAUGAAUCAACACGACUGCAUUAAAGAAAUACGAAAUCUUCAAGAUUCUCAAAUGGAUAUAAGCGAUUGGCCUGAUAUUGGUUAUCAUUUUCUCAUAUGUAAUGACAAUGAUGAUCAACAACAAAUAUAUAGAGGUAUUGGUACUAUUGGCACUUAUACUAGUAUAAAAUCUCUGAACAUGUUUAAAUCAUUAAUUAAAUGUGGUAUUACAAAGAAAGCUAUUGUACCAAAUUUUACAUUGGUUGGACAUGAAUCGUCAAGAGGUAUUUACGAAUACUAUUUGGAAUACUUCAAAAACGAUCCCGAGCUUCAAUAUAGCAAUCAAGCUCAUGAAACACAGAUUUUUUGUCAAUAA